AUGGCCCUGAUGAAUAAUAACUGGGAUGUUGCAGUCGCGGCGCUUCGAUCUUUGAAAGAUCAGUGGCAAAAUGCACCACCAACUUGGGGAAAAUCGGAUGAUCCGUGUGGAAGCCCAUGGGAAGGAGUCAAUUGUAGUGAUUCUAGGGUCAUAACUCUGGGAUUAUCAACCAUGGGAAUAUCAGGUAAACUCAGUGGUGACAUAGGAGAGCUCAGUGAAUUGACAUCCUUGGAUCUGUCAUUCAAUCCAGGCCUCACUGGUUCGCUGACUCCACGGAUUGGAGACUUGACGAAGCUUACAACAUUAAUCCUGGCUGGGUGUAAGUUCAAUGGAGCUAUACCAAGUGAGAUUGGAAAACUCAAAGAGCUAUCCUUCCUAGCUCUUAACUCGAAUAACUUCAGCGGUCAGAUACCGGCUUCUCUGGGUUAUCUUUCCAAACUGUACUGGCUUGAUCUGGCAGAUAAUCAGUUGACAGGAUCCAUACCUAUUUCGACGCGCAACUCACCAGGAUUAGACCUUCUGAAAAAUACUAAGCACUUCCAUUUCAACAAAAACCAGCUUUCUGGCGAGCUCCCGGAGCCACUAUUCAGCGGCGACAAUGUACUUAUACAUGUGCUAUUUGAUGGAAAUCAAUUGAGUGGACCAAUUCCACCAACAUUAGGAGAUGUCGCGACGCUUGAGGUUCUGAGGCUUGAUCGAAAUAAUUUUAGUGGAAACGUCACAUCAAGCUUGAACAACCUAACAAAUUUGAUGGAAUUGAAUUUAGGCCACAAUCAGCUAUCAGGAUCAUUUCCAGACUUCAGUUCACUGGUAUCCCUCAACUAUAUAGACUUGAGCAACAAUUCUUUCGAACCCUCAGAAGCACCGGCAUGGUUCUCAACAUUGGAGUCUCUAACCACUCUGAUUUCAGAAAAUGGAUCACUUAAGGGAGAGGUGCCUAAGAGGAUGUUCAGCUUACCCCAGAUUCAGCAAGUGAAACUGAAAUACAAUGCAUUUAAUGGUACACUAGAUUUGGACCAGAGGAUAAAUGAUAACCUCCAGCUUAUUGAUUUGGAGGACAACAGGAUAACCGCACUUACAGUAGGCUCUGGAUACUCAAAUAACUUGCUCUUGAUUGGAAAUCCGGUUUGCACUACAGUUGAAGCACUGGAACACAGUAGUUACUGUCAGGUUCGCCAACAAAGCGCACAAGCCUAUUCGACAAGUCUGGCUAACUGUAGGAGGAAAACAUGUCCUCCUGACCAAAAGAUGAGCCCACAAAGCUGCGAUUGUGCUUAUCCAUACGAGGGGACACUGUACUUCAGAGGACCAUUCUUUAGGGACCUUUCGAAUGACACCAUUUUUCAUCAACUGGAAAUGAGCCUCUGGGUGAAUUUAAGCCUGACACCUGGUUCAGUUUCUCUACAAAAUCCCUUCUUCAAUGUUGAUGACUAUCUUGAAGUGCAGUUGGACCUUUUUCCCUCCAGCGGAGAUCACUUUAACCGGACAGAGGUGCAAAGGCUUGGACAUGCUCUAAGUAAACAAAUUUACAAACCUCCUCCACAGUUUGGACCUUACUACUUUCUAGCAGAACCUUACCUCUUUGCAGGUGGUGGUGGAAAUAUAAGCAAAAAGAUAAUCGCGGCAGUGGCAGUUGGGGGCACCUUUCUGGUCAUGUUACUUGUUGGAAUAGCGAUGUAUGCUGUCUGGCAAAAGCGUCGAGCAGAAAGAGCCAUAGGAAUGAGUAAACCUUUUGCAUCUUGGGUUCCAAGCGGCAAAGAUAGUGGGGGAGCACCACAACUAAAAGGAGCUCGGUUCUUUUCAUAUGAUGAAAUGAAGAAAGCCACAAAUAACUUUUCAAGCAGUAAUGAGAUUGGUUCUGGAGGCUAUGGAAAGGUCUGCUGUCCAAUAACUUAA
Oldenlandia corymbosa var. corymbosa is the source of this 1896-nucleotide messenger RNA. Lineage: Eukaryota; Viridiplantae; Streptophyta; Magnoliopsida; Gentianales; Rubiaceae. The record is from the annotation of a GenBank genome assembly.